GUCUCCACAAAUUUUAGUUUUUCUUCUAUAUUUUUUAUUUUCUGCACCCAGUGCCGGUGUGUUUAAGUAUACAAUUUUCGCUGCUAUUUAAUGUUUUUAAGCUGUAACGUACUUUACUUUUCACUGCUCGCGUGACCAAAAAGAGGACUUGUGGAUUCUAAACUCGAAGCAGAAAAGAUGCGCGUGUUCCUUUCCCUGCUACUCUUCUGUCUGCCAAUAGAGGGCGACACCACACCAAUCAGCUGCUACAAUGACCAAGGAGAGGCUGUUGAUUGGUUUUACCUCUACAAGCUUCCAAAACAACAUGGCAGGAAAUCUCCUGAAAAGGGUGAGAAAUACUUACUGCUGGACAAAGGGAGUCAAGGAUGGAUUGAAGGAAAGGUGGUGGUGAAUGACAGCACGGGGGCCCUGGGCAGGACAGUAGGACAACUGUACACACAACGAAAGAAUUCAGAUGUAGCGUUCAUACUGUACAAUGACCAGAGUCCACCGACAAGACCCAGUGACAGAUGGCUGAGUGACAUUAAUCAUGAAGGUGGACACACAAAAGGUGUGGUGCUGCUGGAUAAAGAGCAAGGCUUCUGGUUGGUUCACAGACCCACCUUCACCCCUGUGCAAAAAGCAGGCGAGUUUUCUUACCCCAGCACUGGAGUGACCAACGGACAAAACUUCAUUUGUGUGACCUAUCCUGUUAAUUUGUUUUGUACUGCAGGAGAGCAGCUGCAGAUCAAUCAGCCUCAUGUGUAUGACUGUGACGUCCCUGACUCCUUGGCAUCUCUGGUGCCUUCACUGGCUGCUCUCUGUAAGACAAAACAUCUGUCCAGUCACAUUUUUCCUCCAGUAAAAAUUAUGGCCAAUCGCAGCGUUACUCUGACCUCAAAGGAUGGCACCAACUUCAUCAGCUUUGCAAAGGGAUCCUCUUUUGACAAUGACUUGUACCAUUCCUGGGUGGCCCCCACUCUCCAGUCAGAUCUGCUGGUCCAGUUUUGGAUUCGCUCCACUGGUGUCCUUCCCUCUGAUUGCUCUCAAGGCUGGAAGGUACUGGACAUCGUGCUUAUUUCCCCAGGACAGACGUUCACCUUCGAAACGAGCCAGGACCACUCAAAGUGGGCUGUUAGCACCCAGGCACAGGGGACAGGUCCUGGAGGAGGAUGGGUGUGUGUGGGAGACAUAAACCGGAACGAGGCGGAGGAGAAGCGAGGUGGAGGAACAGCGUGUUUGCAGGAUCCUGUGGUUUGGAAAGCCUACCGUUCGGCAGCACUAAAGUGUGAGGCCUGCGGAGGAGGAGUCAUUGAUUGUUGAUGCGCUACUUCUGCUUAAUGUAUUUUUAUGGUAUGACAACUUGUCUUAAGGAAAGCUCAAUCAGCUAUUCGGUAUGCGUGUUUGUAAUGACUACUAAAAUGACUGUGUACUACUUUUAAAAUCUUU
Molecule: messenger RNA, 1428 nt
Organism: Thalassophryne amazonica
Lineage: Eukaryota; Metazoa; Chordata; Actinopteri; Batrachoidiformes; Batrachoididae
Product: deoxyribonuclease-2-alpha-like
Biological process (GO): apoptotic DNA fragmentation
Molecular function (GO): deoxyribonuclease II activity
Source: RefSeq, a predicted model, not a curated record